AUUCAAAAUAAUCUUUUCCGUAUGCAGUUCCCAUUCUUGAUGAUUACUUCUUGUGGCGGUUGCAGUUGCUUUAUAUUUAAUUUUACUCAUAUGUAACUGUAAAUAAUGCUUCCAUUGACAAGUGCUGUAGUAAAAAUUAGUUCUUAUUUUGCGAAUAUUUUCGAAACUUACAUUUGGUUUCUCAAUGUUCAAUUUAUCCAAUGCUUAUGACCUGCUUCUAGUAAAUUAUCCACUCUUCCAAUUAAAGGGGAAUAUUAACCCUUACUGUGAGUGCCCUUCGAUUCUAGUCUCUGUUCACAACGACCAUACAAAUAGUUGGGAAACUAGUUGGUCUCUAUGCGAAUCUAUGUUCAAAGUGUUUGUACCACUAUCUCCAGGAUGUAAUACUUUACAAUUGAAGUGUAAACAUCAUCUCGCUGAAUUCCGAAUAGUAUAUGUACAUAAUCAUAACUCGUCAUUUAUAGUUCGGCCUAUUUAUGUAAUUUGUUCCGAUGAUACUGGGGAGUUUCAAGCUCCUGAAGGAGUAGGGUCUACAAAAGAAAAUGCCUGCAAACGCAUAGGACUGGGAAUCCGGUUGUUACAGACUUUAACGGCAGAGGCGUUUUUUUCUGAAUUCGGCAAGAGAUACACUUUUAUGACUGGAGAGAACUUAGUUGAAGAAUUGUCUCCAGGCUUUCCACAAGCAUCUCAUGUUUCCUGUAUGUGUCAUUAUUCAAGUCUCAGUAAAAAGUUUGUUAGCAAUAGCACUCCUGAAGAAGUAUGGAGGCAGUUGGCGUACGAACUUUAUAAGACAUAUCCUGAUAAUUUCAAUUGCACCAAAUGGAUCGCAUUCAUGGCUUGCACACGAUAUCAUCCUAUGAAUAAAAGCAGUACUGAAUCGCUUAGUUAUGAUGAGAUACUUAACCGCACAACAGCUCAUUUCGCCCUUGGAACAGGAGGUUUAGCCCUACUCGGGACAGGAACAUUACAUGCUUGGCCAGAAAGUAUUGAAGAUUUGCAGUCAGUGAUGCAAGAUACUCGGUUAAUUAGCACAACUUUGAUGGAUGAUACCGCGUAUCGACACACAUUUUGGGCAGCCUUCUCAACUGGAUUAGGAGCUGUUUGGCAUGAAUUAGGUCAUUGUUUUGGAUUGGAACACUAUCCUGAAGGAAUAAUGUUUCGCGGUGAUGAUAUUAACUUAUGUCUUGGUUUUCCACCUCCUGAUUCCGUGUGUCCACAUGAACUCAAAACAAAUGGAGAAGUAAUUCAAAGUUUAUGUCAACCUAAAAAUCAAGCUACCAAUAGUCUUUGUGGUAGAGUUCUAUGUCAAUUGAAACCACCUACAUCUGUGCCUAGUAUUUUGCAGUUCCAUCGUAUAACUCAGUUUCUGCCAGUGAAAUCCACCACUUCACAUUCUUUAGAUUAUUUCAAUAAUGGAGAAGAAAAGAAUUCGAAACAAUGGGGAUUUUGUAGUUCUUUAUGGCAUCAAGGUUCCGCAUUUUGGGGAUCAGAAGCACUUUCAAAGUUAAUUUCAAGUCCGUAAGUUUUGUCCACAGAAUAGCUCAUUACGUUUUAUGUAGGAUUUUUUUAGACUUUCAUUUUCCAAAAAACAGGCUUGAAGUAUGCAUUGAAUCUAUAAUUGAUGUAGUUUUGAAAUGUCGCUUUAUGGAUUAUCCAUACACGUGAGCGUAAAGCAUAAAGCAUCUACAACACUGCAAUCGAUUAUGGGCCAUAUAACUUAGGGUUUUCAACUAGAGUUUCCAGCGACAAAGUGAACUGCAGUCAGUCAGCUGCUCAUCGCUACACAGCUCAGACCAUCAGUAGACAGCUUAAUCGACAGGUAUAAUGUCUUAGUCUAGUCACUCUUCACUUUCUUCUAACCUAGUACUAUUUUCAGCAAAAUAGUGCAAAACAUAUUUCUCAGUCACCUCAGUUGAUGAAGAUUACAAAUUCUUCACUUGAUUUAACCCACCCUACCUAAACAUAUACGUCUAACAUAUACAUUGCUCACGUAGUGCCUCCACCAAAUAGAGGUCAAAAACCCGAGGUUUCUAUGUGUUCUCUAGCUUUAAUUGGCAUGUCUCAUAAACACACAUCGGGAUAGAGCCUGUUUAUGUACAGUGAACCUGACGCAUAUGUAGGCAAUCGUUUAUUUUGCCUGGACUAUAAGUGGUGCGGUUUAGUAAAAGUUAAAUUAACCUUCUGUAUUCGUGGAGAGAUUCUGUUAGCUACCAACCUACCAGAGUUGACAUGAUUUCCCAAAUUAUGAAAAUUGUCGACUCACUCACUUCAUUUCCCAUACUAUCAAGCAGUAGUUGACAUUUAGAAAGUGGAACAACGCAAUCUAGACAUUUUAAAAUUACUAAUCAUUGUGUGUAUUAGUCUUCG
Trichobilharzia szidati is the source of this 2367-nucleotide messenger RNA. The record is from the annotation of a GenBank genome assembly. NCBI's taxonomy places the organism in Eukaryota, Metazoa, Platyhelminthes, Trematoda, Strigeidida, Schistosomatidae.